AUGUCAGAAAAUUCACCUUUAAAAUCAAAUAACUCAGAUCAACACAUUUCUACUGAUGAAAAUGCUAAUUUUCCUAUUCGUGAGCAAGCAGAAAUAUUUUGUUCUCUUAUCUAAGAGGGUUAAUUUUUUUUUAAAAAUAAAUAUAUAGAAUAGUAAAAGUUUUUUCGAGGUUAAAAAGAUUCCAAUUCGCAAAAAUCGGAAAGCAAAAUUAAUUUUAUUUGUAAAAUUUAUAUUUUAAGUGCAAGCUGUUUAAAAAUUCAACAGAAUUAGCUAGAGAUUUCAUUAUAUUAAUUAUCACUUAUAUAUAGGAAAUUACCUUCAAUAGACCGUUUUUUUAGCAGAAAAAUUGGCAAUCUGCCAAAACUAAAUGCUGAUUUUUUAAUCAAGCCAGUAUGACCAAAUCGGGCUUAUCAGGGGUAAUUAGUUAUUAAAAUAAAUUUUUAGAAAAUUUUUUUGUUCGCUCACGGAGGGUGGGUUUUUACCCAAAAAAUUGUGAAUUUUUUAAUUAUUUUGUUCGCUCAUGAAGGGGGUGGGAGUAAAAACCAGGACAAGCAAGACUACAAGCUAUCUGAUGGUCAGCUAAAAGAAAUGGAGACAGGACCUGAAGGAAUUUCUGACGGGCAAGCAAAAGAGCGCUUUAAUAGAGACGGCCCUAAUGAAAUCAAUGAAAAGAAGAAAAAUUCCAUUAUAAAAUUUUUGAGUCAUUUUUGAGGCCCAAUACCAAUUGUGCUAUGAGUUGCUAUCGCCCUUGAAAUUUCGCGACUUUCAUAUUUAGAUUUUGUUAUUUUAAUGAUUUUGCAAAUUUUUAAUGGAAUUGUAGUUUGGUAUGAAGAAAGAAGCGCAGGGAAUGCUAUAGAAGCCUUAAAAAAAGGGUUAGCAUCAAAAGCCAAGGUAAAAAGAGACAAUAAAUGGGCGACUGUAGAAGCUAGAGAAUUAGUGAUUGGUGAUCGAGUUAAUAUAAAAUUAGGUGAUGUAAUACCAGCAGACUGCCGACUAGGGCCAGGAAGUCUAGAAAUUGACCAAUCUGCCCUGACUGGUGAAUCAUUGGCUGUAACAAAAUCACAAAAUGACAUAGUUUAUCAGAGCUCUAUCUGCAAAAGAGGUGACAUAGAAGCAAUUGUGGCGAACACUGGGCCUAGAACUUAUUAUGGCAAGAUUUCAGCCUUAGUUGGAGGAGUAGAAUCAAAAGGCAAUAUCGACAAAAUCAUUCUAAAAUUCACCUUAAUUCUAGUAAUUCUAGGAUUUAUCAUAACUGCAGUCAUUUUUAUAGUGGUAAUGGCGAAAGGCGGUGAUGUCUUAGAAUCUCUAUCCUUAUGUUUAGUCAUACUUAUCUCUGUAAUCCCAAUUGCCGCACAGGUGGUAUCUACCGUAGUCUUAACAAUUGGUGCUCAUGAACUAAUCAAGCAUAAAGCAAUCGCUAGAAAACUUAGUGCAAUUGAAGAAAUGGCUGGCAUACAAAUCCUAUUAUCUGAUAAAACUGGGACAUUAACAAAAAAUAAACUAAAAGCAAACCCUCCAUUUUUAUUAGCAAACUUUACAGAAAAUGAUAUAUUUUUAUAUGCAGCAUUAGCUUCAAAAAGACAAGGGCAGGAUCAAGAUGCGAUUGAUAAAUGCAUAAUAGAAAGUGCAAAAGAAAAUUAUGAUAUUAACCUUGAUAAGUAUAAAGAAACUAAUUUUGUGCCUUUUGAUCCUGAAAAUAAAAGGACGGAAUCGUCGAUUAAAGAUAAGGAAACUGGAGAAAAGUUUAAAUGCACAAAAGGUGCUCCACAAGUGAUUAUUGAACUGUCACAGAAGGAUAAGAUAAAGGAUGAAAUAACAAGUCAGGUGGAUGAAAUGGCGGCUAGAGGGUUUAGGACUAUAGGAGUGGCACUAGCUAAAGAAAAUGAUGAUAAUUGAAAGAUAGUAGGACUAAUACCGUUAUAUGACCCUCCAAGAGAAGAUAUACUUCUUCAGUCAAGCAUAUAUCUAGUUCAAGCAUAAGCUCAUAAUAAUUUCUGAUAUAUAUUAAUUUGUCUCUAAAAAAUAUCUAUCAAAAAAACAAUGCAAAUAUUAUACCAAAGAAACUAUCAAAAAAGCCUUAGAAAUGAAUCUCAAAGUGAAAAUGAUCACCGGCGACUCAAUCGCAAUAGCAAAAGAAGUCGCCAGAGAACUAGACCUUGGAGAUAACAUCUACAAAAUUAACGUUUUCAAAGAAGCCUGAGAGUCAGGAGACAAAGAAAAAGCCUAUAACCUUGUUGAAAAUGCUGAUGGUUUCGCAGAAGUUUUCCCUGAGCAUAAAUACCAAAUAUGUGAGGUAUUUCAAAAUAAAGGCUACACAGUAGCAAUGACAGGAGAUGGGGUUAAUGAUGCUCCCGCUUUAAAAAAGGCAAAUGUUGGCGUUGCUGUUGAAGGCUCCACAGAUGCAGCUCGAGCUUCUGCAUCAAUUGUUUUAACAAAGCCUGGACUUUCUGUCAUAAUUCGUGCCAUAUAUACAGCAAGAAUGAUUUUCCAGAGGAUGAAUAAUUAUUUCAUGUACAGGAUUUCUCUUUCUAUACAGCUGCUAGGCUUUUUCUUUAUCACAAUUAUUAUUAUAAACCCCAGAAAUUAUUUUACUUGCUAUUCCAAUGGCAAAAGCUGCUCAGAGCUACCAGUAUCUUUUGUAUUGACGAUGAUUGCUGUCGUAGUUAUAACAAUCCUGAAUGAUUUCACAAUGGCUACAGUAGGCUAUGACUGAGUUAGAGUCUCAAAAAAGCCAGAGCAUUUCAAUUUAAAGGUAAUGUUUAUAAUUGCCUCUGUUCUUGCCAUAGCUCCUCUAUCUGGAUGAAUUGCAUUACUUGUAUUAUGUUUAGCCCAUAUGGACUCUCGCAGUCCAAAUUCUUUUUUUCAAGGUUUUAAUAUUGCGACAUUUUCUUAUGAAGAAAUUUUGACAGUUAUUUUUUUAAGUAUCGCAAUCUCCAAUUUUGGGACUUUACUAUCAGCAAGGACAAGCCAUUGAUUUUGGUCAAGGCAUCUUGGAUGGCCACUUGGUUUAUCUAUGAUAUGUGGAUUUAGGGUGCAGGUCUAAUGAGUGUGCAUUUCACUGAAGUACAUUUGUUAGAAAACGGUUUUUGACUGACUCCCCCCCCCCUUUAAAUUGAAACAAAAAAUUUUGUUUCAAUUUAAAGGGGGGUUAAGAAAAUUUUUUUAUAAAAAAAUUUAUAUAUAAAAAUUUUUUCAGAGAUAAAAUUUUAUAAUUUCAUGAAAAAUUAAUUCAUAAAUUUCUCAAUCUCAAAAUGUAAACUUGCUUGGUAUUCUUCUAACUCUCCCCAUAACAAUUGGACAAAAUAGAGUUUAAUUUCUAAAUCUUAUAUCUUUGAAGCAUAUUAAAUAGGGUAUUAACGUAUUUACAUAUAAAAUAAUGAUUUUUACCUAUAAAAUUUUCUAUUAUAAUAAAAUUUUGUUUCAAUUUAAAGGGGGGGGGGGUAAUUUCCGAAAAAGUAGGAAUUUUACCUAUAUUUUGUUUCAAUUUAAAGGGGGGGGAGUGAGAAAAAAAAGUUAAAUUCGACAAAAUGUCACACUAUUUAAAAAUUUUCGACCAAAUGCACCGAUGAAAUGCAUACUAUCAAAAAUACAUUUUCAUUUGACAUGGAGCUGUGGAUCUAUUAUAGCCAUUUUUUUUGCAGCGUAUUGGCCAUUUAAUUUUGCUAAUAAAUCUUCAGAAAUUAGUAAAGAUAUGGCAGCGAUUUCGUGGAAGAAAACAUGGUUUGUGGUAGGGUUUUGCAUAGUGUUUUUUGUACUCCAAGAUGUGAGCAAAGUUUUGGCAAUAAAAAUAAUAGAAAAAGUUUAUCAGAAAAAGGGAAAAAUCUCAGGAAUUUCAGGGGAAAAAUUGAAUGCAGAUUUUUUGAAGUUUUCUACUGGUGGGAAAGAGGAUAAAGAUGAGAUUGAUCAGGCUAAAGAAGAGAAAGAAGAAAGGGAAGAGGAUAAAAAUAAAGAUAAGGAAAAAGAGGAUUAUCAUAAGGAUACAAAUAGAGAGCAAGAUUGAUUGAUGGGAAAAGAUGAAAAUCACAAAAGUAUAGAUAAAGAUGAAGAAAUAUAA
Messenger RNA from Blepharisma stoltei, 4054 nucleotides. Lineage: Eukaryota; Ciliophora; Heterotrichea; Heterotrichida; Blepharismidae. The record is from the annotation of a GenBank genome assembly.